Molecule: messenger RNA, 2493 nt
Organism: Penicillium expansum
Lineage: Eukaryota; Fungi; Ascomycota; Eurotiomycetes; Eurotiales; Aspergillaceae
Exons: 6
Coding region: 1-2493 (830 amino acids)
Biological process (GO): protein phosphorylation; regulation of mRNA processing; spliceosomal complex assembly
Molecular function (GO): protein kinase activity; ATP binding
Source: RefSeq, a predicted model, not a curated record
AUGUGGCCCGAAUGCACCAAGAAGGCCAAAUCUUCAACAGAAGAAGCCGAGAUCGCGCCCAGGCCAACUAUCAGCCCGCGGACGGAGCCCAUAACCCCAUAUUUGGACCCUACUUUACCCCUCGCGGGUGGGUUCGACCAAAGACCCGAGGACUAUCCCAUGAUGUGCGUCCACCACAGACCCAACCGAGCGAACACCCAUAGUCCUCCUCAUACGGUGAACCAGCAGCCGAACCCAUUAUCCAAACGGCAACAAAGGAAACAACGAGCGCUACAAAACAAACAAAAGCAACAACAGGAAAGAGAGCAGCAGCAAAGUCAGAAUGAGCAACGGGGCAAGAAGACGCGAAACCAGCGCAAACAAAAAAACAAAAAUCAAGGCCAGAACCACCAGAAGUCCCCCACUGCCCAGGGAGGCCAGGACGAGCAGCAUGAUCCAUGGGGAAACACAGAAGGACAAAAUGACCGAACUAGCAACCAUGGCGGAGAUGACUGGGGAAAUGAUGAAACCCCACGGGAUAAUCAGGACAAUACUGGGCAGAACGACAACAACAACGAUUGGGGCAACAAUUUAAACGACGACCAAGGAGGGCAGAGAAAUAGUGGAUCAGGUUCCCCACGACGAGGCUCAAGAGACAACCACAAUAGCUCACGGGAAAAGAGCCAUCGAUGGGACAACAGCCGCCCUGAGUCUCCAGAUCGAGCGUCAAGAAACGACGCGGAUUUCCUUCGCGGUAGUUGGGGCCAGAGUGACGAUGGCGCACAGCGAGACAGCCAUUCACGUAGCAAUCAUUCCAACGAAGACCGCAACCACCACGAUGGAUGGGGAGAUGACGAUGCGAAAAGUUACCACAAUAAAAGCAAACGUAACCACCAUACAUCCCCGGAUCCAGAGUCAAGAAAAGAAGCAGAUACCCGCAGUGAUUGGGGGCAGAAUAACAGCGGCAUACGGCAGAACAGCCCGCGACGGAGCAUCUAUCCCGACGAAGGCCGUAACCGCCACUAUGGACGGGGGGAUGACGAUACGAAGAGUUACCAGAAGAAAAAAAAAGGGAACCGUCAUGCGUCCCCGGAGCAAAAGUCAAGAGGCCGAUCAAGCCCCAACCGCGAUUGGGGACAAAAUGACCACGAGGAACGGGGGGAUCACGGCCGCAACAGAUCUAGGUCCAACUCCUGGAAACAUGCAGAAAACCGCCAUGGCGGUGGAAGUCCAACCUCAAUUCAAGAUGGCAAUGUGCACCGGGACAAGAAGAAGAAGAAGAAGAAGGAGCGCUGGCAGAUUGAAUUAGAGGAGAAUGAGAAGAUGCGUCAGAGCCGAGGCCGCUCGCGCGAACGUUCGGAUGCAGGAUGGGACAAUCAUUCAAUGGAGAUCAACGCAGACCCCAAAUUCGACAUAAAUAAUUUCAAACAUGAUCCUCUUCUGUUCACAGAAAAAGGCAUCCACAGGUAUUGCCCUGGUGGGUUUCACCCAGUCAUUCUCGGGGAUAAUUUCCACGAUGGCCAGUACACAGUGUACCAUAAGUUGGGCUUUGGUGAAUCUGCGACAGUGUGGCUUGCGGUAGAUAACACGACUUGGAGGGAUGGUGCCAAAUGGGUCGCUUUGAAGAUAUUGGCCGCGCAUAUCAAGGAGCCGAGGGAGAUUCGAAACCUGCAAUAUUUGAGGGACAAGUCGGCAGGUCUGCCGAAGAGGCACAGUAUUGUUACUAUGCUCGACACAUUUCUCAUCGAGGGUCCGAAUGGGACGCAUCAUUGCUUAGUGCUAGAAUUCGUUGGUCCCUCCUUCGAAUCGAUUGAACAAUCCUAUAUCGACUUCAACAACUACGGUCAUUAUCUCGAAUUCGAAAAUACUGAGUUCAAGAAAUCCGCUCGUUAUUUCGAAAUGGGAUAUUUUCCCACCAAUAUACUUACUCAUCGGCUUUUGAAUGCUGUGCAAUACAUGCACAGCUUGGGAUUGUGCCAUGGAGGUAUCAGUGGUGCAAAUAUCGCCCUCAAGUAUACCGACAUGCCACGCUUUGCCAAUAGCAAAGAACUAUUCGAGAUUCUCGGAUCGCCGCACGUGGUUUCACUAGAGCGCUGUGAUGGGAUGCCCCUAGGUAAAGGGCUUCCAAAAGAGAUAAUACAAAGUGCUAAGUGGACAGGAUUUAUUGAUGAUGACCCUUUUGAGAGUAUCCGUCUCAUUGGCUUUGGAAAGAGUUUCAUCCGCGGAGAGGAGCCAGAUAAGCUGAAGCAACCAGUCCAUCUUCGAUGCCCCGAGGCAAUCAUGGGAGAGAAGUUUGACCAUCGUCUUGAUCUAUGGCACACAGGGUGUUUUAUCUAUCAACUCGCAAUGCUGAAGCCCCUAUUCCCCGAUUCGCUUGACAAUUACGAAUACAUAAGGCACAUGGUUGGGGUUGUGGAAGACUUACCAAUCGAGUGGGAGUCAAAGCUGGAAGAGCUACGAUUGAUUUCUGAACGAAAUUCUGCACUAGAAAACGCCCCGACGACAGCCAUAUAA